GAGCACCACGGUGCGCUGCGCCCUCUGAUGGUGGAACCAGGGAACAGCCCGAGUCUCCUCCUCCUUCACUUCCCCAUUAGACUGGUCAGACGGGAAGUAGGCGCCGAGGCUGUGCUCAGGUCAGAGGUCUCUGUAGAGGAACAGCGCCGAUAUGAGCGACAUUAAACGCGGCGAAGCGCCUGCGGUCAGGGCGGGCGAGGAGAGCGGGGCAGAGAAGGACUGGGCAGCGGCCAAAGCUUUUUACGACAGUCUAAAGACUAAAAAACCGAGACCUCCCAAACCCAGCACUGCAGUGACGAUCGCGGUGUCCUCGCGCACUCUGUUUGACAUGGUGGAGGAGAGGAGGGUGUGGGAGCAGGAAGGCCUCGAAAGGUAUGUGUCUUAUCAGCAGGAGCACGAAGAGGAGCCUCUGAAGCCUGGAGCAGCUUUCCCUUUCGUCAAGGCUCUGAUGACGGUGAACUCUCGUCUCAGAACUCUGUACCCCGACAGCGAGGAGCUGUUUGAUAUCGUUCUGAUGACCAACAACCAUGCGCAGGUGGGGGUCCGGCUCAUCAACAGCAUUAAUCACUACGAUCUGCUGAUAGAGCGGUUCUGUAUGACAGGGGGGAAAAGCCCGAUCGAUUACCUGAAGGCCUACCUGACCAACCUGUACUUGUCCAAAGACUCGGACAAAGUGCAGGAGGCCAUCGAGGCAGGAAUCGCUGCAGCCAUCAUGUUCACUCCGGACAUGGAGACGGUGCUGAGCGAGACGCAGUUGCGCGUGGCGUUCGACGGAGACGCCGUGCUCUUCUCAGACGAGUCCGAGAUCAUCGUCAAGCAACAUGGCCUCGACACGUUCUUCGCUCACGAGAGGCAGAAUGAGAACAAACCGCUUGCUCAGGGUCCUCUGAAGUGUUUCCUGGAGGCUUUGGGGAAGCUCCAAAAGAAGUUUUACGCUAAGAACGAGCGUCUGAACUGCCCGAUCAGGACAUACCUGGUGACGGCGCGCAGUGCGGCGAGUUCGGGGGCGCGAGUGCUGAAGACCCUAAGGAGCUGGGGGCUGGAGAUCGACGAGGCCCUGUUCCUCGCCGGAGCUCCGAAAGGACCUCUACUGCAGAAGAUACGACCACACAUCUUCUUCGAUGAUCAGAUGUUCCACAUCCAGGGAGCGAAGGAGCUGGGCACCAUUGCGGCCCACGUGCCUUAUGGGAUAGGGCAGAAAUACGACAAAGGCAAACUGAUCGAGCAGCCGGCCAAGCGGAGCUGAAAGAAUCGGUACAGAGGGGUCAUAUACACACAUCACGAGCACUUAUUAAAUAAUAAUGACACGACUGUUUAACGCAUGACGCACACUGUGUGAGUAUAUAUAGCCUGUAUAUGUGAACACUGCACAUCAUGCGUUUGAGGACACCUUCACUUUUUAGUUUAACUCCGUGAUCAUAAGCUCUGGGUUCUUUUAAUCAGUGGAACUCUGCAGGUGGUCAGCACUACUGUGGUGUCUCCAAACUAUUGAUGGGCAGAGUUCAUCAAAAUGUUCUCUGCAGAACUUCAGCAAACAGAACUGUAUAAUCUGAUGUUUGUUUAGGUUCUGAAUCAUGUGUACUGGGUUAUUUUCUUAUUUUAUUCAACAGGACUUUUAUAAACAGUUUUUAUUGUAACUGGUUGCUAUUGAUGCUAUUUUUUCAAAGGAAGUAAUAGGAAUUUUAUCAUUUUUUAGGGAAGGCAAAAGUAUUUUAUAUUUAUAUUUUAUAUGUAAUCACUUUUUCAGAAGAAAUAUGACGAUGGUUUACAUUAUCUUUUUAUAUUUUAUCUACAACAUGCUGUAAAGACACCCCAGCACACUGCUGUGGGAACAGGUCAGGGUUUAGAUCCUUUUUACAUUUGAAUCAGUUUCUCUAUAAAAGCCUGUUUUAACAGUCAUGACUGUGAUGUCAUAAUCUGAUCAGUCCUGUCAUGAUGAUCAGUUUAGGUUGUAGAGUUAAAACAGAGUUUACAGAAGCAGUUUAGAGCACAGACGUUGUUUAAACUUUAACUCGGACUUCUUUACAGUCCGAACCAGCACUGAAGACUCAAUCGACAAAUCUGUAUCAAUGUUUGAUUUGAUUAUUAAACAGUGCCUUCAUUACAGAUUUUGAUGUCGGUGAAUAAACUGAAACUGAUCAAAACACUAAAGUUAUAGUCAAUAUUGGUGGCAGAACUAAACUGGUUUGCAUUUUGUAUCAUUCAGGCUCUCUUUUUAUAUCUUUAUGAAUAUGUAUGAAUAUGAAUUUUUAAUGCUCUUGUUAGUGCUCUUGUGUUUGUGCUGUAUAUUUUCAGAAUAAACUCUACAGUUCAUUCCA
This is a messenger RNA of Pygocentrus nattereri (red-bellied piranha), 2318 nucleotides long. It is a transcript of the gene nt5c1bb, whose product is annotated as 5'-nucleotidase, cytosolic IB b. Gene Ontology annotation, cellular component: cytoplasm; cytosol. The record is from RefSeq and is a predicted model, not a curated record. Bases 152 to 1246 code for a protein of 364 amino acids. The transcript has 6 exons. Gene Ontology annotation, molecular function: nucleotide binding; magnesium ion binding; 5'-nucleotidase activity. NCBI's taxonomy places the organism in Eukaryota, Metazoa, Chordata, Actinopteri, Characiformes, Serrasalmidae. Gene Ontology annotation, biological process: nucleotide metabolic process; adenosine metabolic process.